AAGACGAGGGAACGACACGAUGGCGUUCCAACCUUUAAACUAAAUACGAAUAAUAUCGCGUUUGAUGGAGAAGGUGCGGCUGUGUUUAGACUAGCUCUGUGUUCCUAAUCAGCACGUGCCUGUACACACACAUGCUGUUUAAUCGCCUAAACAUCGUUACUAACUGUUUGUAUUCGGAUACAUUAGUAACGCUUAGCUUGCUAGUUAGCUUAGCUUGUUAGCUGCUAACAAAGAGACGCGGACGUUAUCAACACAUCGCUAAGUAGAGAUCAAAUGUGAGUGUAAAGUGUUGUGAUUGUGUGGAAAAUGUGCGAAAGGACGAUGGCAAAGUACGAGGAGGAACUUUGUCCGACAAAAGAGGAGAAGGAGCGACAACAGCAACUUCUGGACGCUUAUUAUAAGAAACAUCAUCAAGUUGUGUUACACAGAACAGACAUCCAGCAGCCUCCUCACAUUAAAGAGGAGGAUCCACAGCCCCCUAACAUUAAAGAGGAAGAGGAGGAAGUGUGGAUCACUCAGGAGGGAGAGUGUCGUCUAGGGCAGGAGGCGUCUGAUCUCAGCAAGUUUCCACUGACUGUUGUCUCUGUGAAGACUGAAGAGCAUGAAGACAAACCACCUGAGUCCUCACAGCUUCAUCACAGUCCAGAACAUCUUCUACCUGAGGAAGAGGAGAGGAGCUUCAGGAAGGAGCAGGGAUUGCCACAGCUCUCCCACAUUAAAGAUGAAGACGAUGCACCAGAGACCCUUCACUAUAAAAAGGAAGCGAAGGACCUGCUGACUUACCACAUUAAAGAUGAAGAGAAGGAACACAGCAUCAGUCAAGAGGGAGAGCAUUUUGAAGGACUGAAGGAGUUCUCAGUGACUGGUGUCCCUGUGAAGAGUGAAGAUGAUGAGGUCAAAGGUGAAAGUGAGGAGAAAAGCAGCAGCUCAACACAACACAUGACAACAGAAACUGAUGGAGACCACCAUACUUGCCAACCCUCCCGACAAUCUCCCGGGACAACCAUUCUCCCGAAUAUCUCCCAAUUUCCAGCCGGACAACAAUAUUGGGGGCUUGCCUAUAUAGCACGCCCGCUCCAGGUCCAUGCGGACCAGAGUGAGGACAGCCUGUCGUCACGUCCACUUUCCCUCCAGAUAAACAGCGCGCCGGCCCAGUCACUUUAUAACAUCUACGGCCUUUGGAGAGUGCACAACAAGGAGACGACGAAGCGGAAGAACGAAGAAGAGACAGUCAUGGCGACGACGAGUAAGAAGAAGAAGUACGCUUGCCCGUUGCAAAAUGAUUGGAAACAAGAAUUUCAGUUCAUCCAGGACAGCUCGAAGGGGAAGGAGUAUGUUGCCUGCAAAUUCUGUAGAUCAGACUUCUCCAUUGAACACGGUGGACGAACGGAUAUACUCAUUCAUGAACGGUCAGCGAAUCACAAGGCGGCGGCAACGCAGCCCAGUAUUAUGGGCCACCUCGCUAAAUGGAGACCCGAGGGUGUAACAUAUGCCGAGACAAAGAUGUCUAUGCUGAUAGCUGCGAGUGACAUCCCGUUCUCAUUUGCGGACGUUUUCAACAAAUCCGUGAAGGAUAUGUUCCCGGAUUCAGAGAUCGCUCGCCAGUACUCAAAUUGCAGAACAAGGGCUACUCAAAUAAUGAAAGGUGCCAUUGCCCCGGAAUUGGACAAGGAAGUGAUCGAACUGUGCCAAAACCAACCCUUUGGUCUGAUGUGUGAUGAAAGCACAAGCAGAGACACGGAUAAAGAUUUUGUGAUAUUGGCCAGGGUUUGCGAUCCGAAAACUCAGGAGGUGGUGACGAGGUUUCUGCACAUGUCAGUGUGCAACAUUGGCACAGAACAGAACCUCUUUGAGUCACUGAACACAGUGCUAAGUGACAGACAAGUUGACUGGAGAAACGUUGUGGCAUUUAAUAGUGAUAAUGCCAGUGUCAUGAAGGGGAUGCACAAUUCUGUUGUCAGUAGAAUCAAAGACAUGCAGCCAUCCCUAAUUGACAUGGGAUGCAUCUGUCAUCUGGUCCAGCUGGCCACAGGAUGUGGCAUUAAAGCUCUACGCCAGCCUAUUGAAGACAUCCUCAGCAGUAUAUAUGCUCACUUUGACAUUAGUGCCAAACCUUGUAAAAUCUUCAAAGAGUUUGUGGAGUUCACAGACUCAGAAACUCUGAAGAUACUCCAACACUGUGAAACCAGGUGGCUCAGCUUGCUGACUUGCAUAAACCGCGUGCUCAACCAGUGGGAUGCACUGCAGGCAUAUUUUGCCGGUCAUGAGGAUGUGGAGAAACCUGGCAAAGUGAAGAUGCUGGCAGAGCAUUUAACCAGCAAGGAGACAAAGUUCUUCUUCCUCUUCCUCUCCCAGGCUCUGAAACCACUGGCAAAGUUCAAUGUUAUGUUUCAGGCUGAAGGAGUGAUGGUUCAUAGGCUGCACCGGGAGAUGACCAGCCUGGUGAGAAGAUUAAUGGGAAGAUUUCUCCCUGCCAGCCUUAUUGCUGAUGUCCCACUGAAGGACAUCAAGUUCAAGGACACCAGCCUACAGUUGCCAGACAGCGAACUCUUUCCUGGAGCAGCUGCACAAAGCCUCUUGGAGGACAACAUGGAUAAACUUUCCUCCUCUGUCCCAAUGAUGAUCAAGGCAGUGAGAGACUUCUUUGUAGCUGUGACUACAAAGAUGAUGACCGCAUUCCCCCUCGACAACAUCAUCCUCCAAAACCUGACCGUGUUGGACCCAGAGUCACGACAUCGAUUUUCCCCAAACUCAGUUAUAGAGCUAGGGAAAAGUCUGCCGCAGCUGCGAUUGGACCUGGAUAGACUCCGGGAAGAAGUAGUGGAGUACCAAGUGCUUGGCAGGGAAGAUCUUCCUCAGGAAGCAAGGAUUGACCGGUUUUGGGCCAUGCUUGGGAGAGAUGGAAAAUUCCAGACUCUGGUGCAUUUGAUGAAGGCACUUUUGUGCGUGCCACACAGCAAUGCAUCAUCAGAGAGGGUGUUCAGCAUGGUUAGAAAAAUAGUGACAGAGAAUAGAACAAAGAUGGACAAUUCAACCCUAAACUCACUCCUUUCCUGCAAAUUAAAUUUCACAGGUGCUGCCCAUACCUAUGCUCCUUCAAAGGCUGUGCUACUCGCUGCACAGCAUUGCACUUUCCAAUACAACAACGAGUAGAGGAGUGUUAUGUGUGUGCGUAUAUGUGUAAAUAAAUGAACACUGAAAGUCAA
Nerophis lumbriciformis (worm pipefish) is the source of this 3206-nucleotide messenger RNA. RefSeq lists its product as uncharacterized. Gene Ontology annotation, molecular function: protein dimerization activity. NCBI's taxonomy places the organism in Eukaryota, Metazoa, Chordata, Actinopteri, Syngnathiformes, Syngnathidae. The record is from RefSeq and is a predicted model, not a curated record.